AUGAGUAAUAGUAUUGUAUGGAGUAUAAUUGCUUCAUUGAAAGAGAACAAAAUUUAGUAUUUUUAUUUUUUACAAAUAUGAAAUUCUAAUACUUUUUCAAAUGAAGUUCGACAAACUUUUCAGAACUGGGCAUCAAAAAACAAUACUAGCAUUAGAUGUCAAUCGUGACGGAAUAUUGUCAAGUAUUUCUGAAGACGGUCAUUGUAUCUUGUGGUCGUCUGAUGGUCAAAUUGCUCAAGAUUUAGAUUUGAGCAACGAGCAUUGCACUUUGUGCCAUCUGCAUCCUUUGAAUUCCAUUGUUUUUGAUUCUUCAAAUAGUAACACGUUUUAUAUUUCGUGUGGGAAGAUAAUUUUAGUGUAUGACAUAAGAAAAUGUUCUAAAUCUCAAAGAAAGUACGAGUUUAAUACCGAUGAAAUAAAUCAAUUGUGUGUUAACCACAGUGGUCGGUAUUUAGCUGCUUGUGACGAUGCUGGAGAAGUAAAAGUAAUCGACGUUCAAGAGUCCUGUCUGUUUAAGACACUCAGUAGACAUCAUGACAACAUAUGUUCAACUGUUCAAUUUAGACCAAAAAAGUCUUGGCAACUACUGAGUGCAGGUCUUGAUUGCAACAUUAUUAAUUGGGAUUUCUCGUGUGGGAAACCUCAACAAAUAUUUGACAUCAACUAUGAUAUUCAUAAAAAAACAUCCAAUGAAACAUUGCCAUUCAUCAAUCCACCUUUUGUUCACUCAAUUUCACUUUCUGAGGAUGGCAAGAAAUUUGCUGCAGGAUUAGGUAAUGGUGACAUUGGACUAUUUCAGUUUCAUGGCAAAAAGUUUAAAAUUAUAACAAGUUUAAAAGCUCAUGAUACAGAAGUAAGCCAAAUAUUCUUCCACAAAUUUAAGAAUUUUGAGGAGCAAUCCCUCGUGAGUGGAGGCAAUGAUGGCAGGCUUAAAAUUUGGAAAGAAAUUACUGAUGGUCAAAGUUCAAACUAUAAAUUAUGUUACACCAUUGUUCAUGGUAGUAAAGUAAACUGGAUCACCUGUUCUUCAUUUGUAAAAGAUAGUAUAUUUGUUGCAGAUCAAUCUUUUCAUGUAGCUGAAUAUAGAUUGGAGUUAUAAUAUGUACUUAUUUAUACUAUAUAAAAUUGGACACAAUAUUCAAACAUAGAGGUUUACUUGUGUCGAUAUGUAAUUCAAUAAAACACCAUGGAUAGGCUACAUUAUUAUUGGUAUUUUCAUAAUUUACAAGAGUAUUUGCCUGAGUCAACAACUAUGACUUAGAAGUCAAUUACUUCCUUUUAAACAUCUACAAAGGACUUAUUUGUUAUAUAUGUAGUAAUUAAUCACACUAUAUUCAAACUAAAAAUAUACACCACCAA
Molecule: messenger RNA, 1359 nt
Organism: Xenia sp. Carnegie-2017
Lineage: Eukaryota; Metazoa; Cnidaria; Anthozoa; Malacalcyonacea; Xeniidae
Product: WD repeat-containing protein 53-like
Exons: 2
Coding region: 101-1099 (332 amino acids)
Molecular function (GO): protein binding
Source: RefSeq, a predicted model, not a curated record